GCCAGAGAGUUAGACUUUUGCCAGGUUCAAAAAUGUCUGACGGUCCUCAGCAUUCAUAGACGUCAUCAAGCGGCGACACUGCCAGCCUGGAUUGAGCAUCCUGAGACAGCACCAUGGCAGGGAGCAGGCUGGAGAAACUGGGCACAGCCUACACACGAGUACGGGAUCUAUUGCGUUCAGGAGUUAUUAAACCAAAAAAUAAACCAGUCUGGUUUGAUGUGUAUACUGCUUUCCCACCAAAAAGAGAGCCAUUGUAUGAAAAACCAUCUACGAGUCGAAAAGUCGAAGACAAUGUGCCUGCCAUUUUCUAUCAAGAGGAUUUAAUUAGAGCAAAGUUCUAUGAAGCAUAUGGCAAUGGGCCAAGAGUUUUUGAAUUGAGACAAACCAAUUUUAGAUCCACAUGCCAGAGGUUUGUAGAGAAAUAUAUUGAACUUCAGAAACUAGAACAAGAAGAAGAUAAGCUAUUUGAAGAAACAGGCAAAGCACUUCUGGCUGAAGGGAUUAUUUUAAGAAGAAAAGGAAUGUCUGGGAUGCAGCAUCAGCAAUUACCGGUGACAACAAGUCAUAAUCCAGUACUAGAUAUAAACAUCAAAGCUAUGUUGGAAGAAGCUCAACAGGAACCAAUACCCAAAGAUGAGACUGAUAAACAACCAUCACCCUCCUAGAUGUCCUUCACUAAAUUAAUAGCAUUCAAAAGACUCCGGACAGGACUAUACAUUUUAUAUUAUUGUUCUAUGUGAACAUGCUUUCUAAAUUAAAUAAUAAAAUUGCAUAUAUUCCAA
Messenger RNA from Pelobates fuscus (common spadefoot toad), 782 nucleotides. RefSeq names its product mitochondrial ribosomal protein S23 (gene MRPS23). The transcript has 5 exons. Gene Ontology annotation, biological process: translation. The record is from RefSeq and is a predicted model, not a curated record. NCBI's taxonomy places the organism in Eukaryota, Metazoa, Chordata, Amphibia, Anura, Pelobatidae. The coding region runs from base 114 to 665 and encodes 183 amino acids. Gene Ontology annotation, molecular function: structural constituent of ribosome. Gene Ontology annotation, cellular component: ribosome; mitochondrion.